AAGGAGUGUUGGCCACCGUCAACCACUCUGAACCAGACUGCGCCGGUUACUCGCCGUGGUCUCGGGUGCAGGGGGCCCACUUCUCCCGACUUCCCUCGCUCCGUGAGAUGCCAUGUCUCGGUGCCCCCACGCGCGCGCAAAACAAGCCGACGACCCGAACCGCCAACCCAACCACCCCUCCCCGCGCCCAAUCAACGGCGAAAGGUAACAGCUCACGCUUCCGCCUCCCCACUCCUUUGUCUUUCUGUCGACAGGCGACGCAACCGAGGCUCUCAAGGCGUCCACCCACCACCCAUCGUCCCAACUCUGCCCCUCGCUCCCCCGCGCCGUUGACGCCCUCUUCCGCCAGCCUCCGUGAUACGCGGGGGCAAUUACGUAAUCUCUGACGGCACCGCAUGUCCCCGGUGCGCCUCGUCCUUAUCCCAUCGUCGCAACCGAAAGCAAAUUUUACUCCCCAUCAUCGCCCCCCUCCCGCCCCUCGAUGAUUCCCCCCGUCAACCCACCCGCCCGUCCCCCAAAACCAACGGCGGUGAUGCCCCGUCGCCUCGAUGGACCCCGCUCCCCGUCCUCCACUGACGCCGUCCCAUCACAUGCCCCCACCCUACCCGCGCGAACGUCGGCGCACGCGUCCGCCCGGCGACUCCCAACCCUCCCUCGCACGCCCCUCACGUGCCACGCCUCGCCUCGCCAGCCGGCGCCCCCUCCUCGCCGCUCUCUCUCCCCCUCUCAACCCCACUCUUUUAUUGCUCCUCUCUUCCCCCUCCUCCCUUUCCGUCGCCAACACGCCAAGGGAGGGGGAGACGAAUUAGAGAGAGAAUAGGUUUGGAUCUGAGAUAGAUCUGAGUAUUUGGUGGUGAUGGAGGGUAGGGAGACGCCUCCGACGCGGCCGCCGAACCCGGCGCUGCCGUACCGGGAGGACUGCUGGAGCGAGGGGGAGACGUCGACGCUGGUGGACGCGUGGGGUGACCGCUACCUCGAGCUCAAACGCGGGAACCUCCGGCAGAAACACUGGCAGGAGGUCGCCGACGCGGUCAACUGCCGCCGGGGUGCCUUCGGCCGCCGCCCGCCCCGCACCGACGUCCAGUGCAAGAACCGCAUCGACACCCUCAAGAAGAAGUACAAAAUCGAGAAGGCCCGGGUCACCUCCGCCUUUGCCAGCCAGUGGCAGUUCUUCUCCCGCCUCGAUGCCCUCAUUGGAUCGGCCGCCGCUCCCCCGGCGAAGAAGCCCUCUCCAUCACCCCCGCUCGCCGUGCCGCUCCCCUACCAUCGCAAGGGCUCCACCUUGCCAUUUGCUGCCGCCGCAGCAGUCCGACCGGUGGACCCGAGGGAGAGGCGCGGUGCGGCAAUCUCCAUCUCCGUGGACGACUCGAUCUUCCAGCGGGCUGCCGCCGCCGCUGCAGCGGCAGGGGAUGACAACGACGAGGAGGAUGAUUUGGAGUCGCCGUCAGGUUCUUCGUCCAGGUCUGGAGGUGGAUUGCGAAUGGCUCGGGGGAAAGAGGGGGAUGGGAUCCGUGAGCUGGCGAAGGCGAUAGAGAGGUUUGCUGAGAUAUACGAGAGGGUCGAGGGGGCGAAGCAGCGGCAAAUGAUGGAGAUGGAGAAGAAGCGGAUGGAGUUCGCCAAGGAGCUGGAGUUCCAGCGGAUGCAGAUCUUUGUGGAUUCACAGGUCCAGCUUGCAAAGAUUAAGCGUGCCAAGCGAUCAGAUGCUGGGUUGGGUCUGACUAUGUACCAAUCUUGGUCUUGUACUUGAUUCUUCUUUCGUCCCUUGAUAACUGGAGCAGCACCUACACAAGCGCUGAUGCAAUCAUAAUUGAAUCGCCCUUGUUCAAACUCUGUGCUGGUUUAUGUUUUGUUCAAGUUGUAUCAGUGAUAGGUUUGGCUGAUAUUAAGUUUAGAUGAGCCCCCCUCACCCCCCCUCCUCCAGUUGACUUG
Musa acuminata AAA Group (dessert banana) is the source of this 1929-nucleotide messenger RNA. Its product is annotated as trihelix transcription factor ENAP1-like. Gene Ontology annotation, molecular function: transcription cis-regulatory region binding. The transcript is spliced from 2 exons. The coding region runs from base 857 to 1747 and encodes 296 amino acids. Gene Ontology annotation, cellular component: nucleus. Lineage: Eukaryota; Viridiplantae; Streptophyta; Magnoliopsida; Zingiberales; Musaceae. The record is from RefSeq and is a predicted model, not a curated record.